AGGCAUUUGGCACCUUUCGCCGGCCGCGUUGUAUCUGCCCUUCCGACUUUCUGUUGCCAUGGCUGUCAGCACCUCGGGCGCGAAUAUGCCCGUAUCAUUGCAGACAGGCCUGGAAACGCCGGAGACGCCAGCGCAGACGCCAGCGCAGACGCCAGUGCAGGCUCAGGUGGACAUCGAGCAGCACGUGAAGCACGACCCAAAUUUCGCCCAGAGCCUCCAGGAGAGCCGCAGGCGCGACCUGGGCUUGGAGACGCCGCAGAUCCGGCGCUUCCUGGCGCAGACGCGGUUCCUGAGCCUGGGCGGCUUCUGCGCUGGGGCCUCGGCCUUGGAGGGGUUGGACCUGCGGAAGGCGGCGGGGCCCUUGGACUGGGUCCGCAGCUCCGCGCGGGGCGUGGCGCAGCUGCUGGACCACAACUUCCAGGGCUUCCUGGACCUCGAGAACUUUUCUCGGCGCGUGGGCGACUGCACGGUGCUCCCGGCGCGCUGGGAGGGCAGCUUUUGGCAUCACGACGUCACCCAGCCCGAGGUGCGCGAGGCGAUGCUGCGGCGCGCGGAGCGAUUCCUGGGCUCUUCUGAGGCCAACCUGGUGUUCCUGCGGGUGGUGAACGGCUCCUAUGAGCUCUCCCAGCUGGGCCAGUUGUACCGCAGCCUGCAGCAGCGCUUCCCCAAGUCUCGGGUCAGAUUGCUGGCCUUGGUGGACUUGCAGGACACAGAGUGCCUGCACAUGACGCAGGAGCUGGGGGAGGAUCUGAUCGUGGCCACUUUGAACAAGGACUCGUGGUUGGCACCGGUGGUGACGUCUGACUCCCCGGUGGAGCGGGUGCGGCGCUUGAUGAGCCGCACUAGCGACGCCUACGGCCGUGCGCUGGCUGCGGCCUUGCACGUGUGGGCGCGCGCGGCCCGGACCUUGCCGGCCCUGUGGCAGAACAUGGCGUGGCUGGAGCUGAGCCUCUCGCCCUUUUAUGGGGGCGACCCGCACUCUGCGGCCUUUGAGCCCCGGCCUGUGGGCGCCAGCAUUUUUCAGGCGCUUCAAGCCGCCACUGCCACCUUCGUUCAGCUGCCGCACGCGGUCCACGCGGUCCACGCUGUCCACGCGGUCCACGCGGUCCACGCGGUCCACGCAGCGGCCGCCCAGAUUGCGGCACCUGGCGCCGCGCGGCCAGCGCCGGCUCCCGUCACGCCUGCUGCGCCUGUUGCGCCCGUUGCGCCAGCGCUGCGGCCUCUGCACCCGUCCAGGGUGAUCUCAGCGGCCUGAGUUGUACAAUAUGUAUUCUUGCGGCCAAAUGGCCAAUCGUUUUCCUUGACAGGAAUAUCAUGUUCUAACUGGUGUGUCGAAUUGAAGGGUAUCCCUGAAGGCGUUGUGUCAAAUUGGGAACCAGGCCCGACUGGGGACCCUCAUUUGGAGACACACCCGGCUUUUUCUGCGCCAUGGUCAUACAGAAAGACAACCCCU
Messenger RNA from Effrenium voratum, 1453 nucleotides. The record is from the annotation of a GenBank genome assembly. Lineage: Eukaryota; Dinophyceae; Suessiales; Symbiodiniaceae.